Cavenderia fasciculata is the source of this 2721-nucleotide messenger RNA. RefSeq lists its product as uncharacterized. The coding region runs from base 1 to 2721 and encodes 906 amino acids. The record is from RefSeq and is a predicted model, not a curated record. Lineage: Eukaryota; Evosea; Eumycetozoa; Acytosteliales; Cavenderiaceae. The transcript is spliced from 3 exons. Gene Ontology annotation, biological process: regulation of DNA-templated transcription.
AUGAUACCAACCAAGGUGGCAGAUUCACAGGUCACGCCACCAGCAGCAGCAUCAGCAGCAACAGAAGCAGCACCUGAACCAGAUCUUAAAACAAAACAAUCAUUGGAUCUUCUUCAAAGCGUUAGAUCGAGGUUCGGAGAUCAAAGUCCUAUAUUCUACGAGUUUAUUAGACUCUUGCAAGGUUUUCACUCUAAUUCUCAUACACCUGAAUUCAUUGUAAACAAUAUAAGAACUUUAUUUAAAGAUCAUCAAGAUUUAUUAAUUGGAUUUGAUCUUGUUGUUGGUGCUCCAAUUACUACUUCUAUUUCUACUCCACCAACUAUUGUACAACAUUCAACUGCUACCACCGCCACUACAACUAUAACUAAACCACCUCCAUCUCUUCCAAUCCCUGCGUCACUUGAAACUAAACCUCUGGUUCCUGUUGUGGCGACACCAUCUAAAUCACCAACCUCCUUCUUCCCAAAGACUGACGAGCUGCUAUCAAACAGCGUCAUUGAAACAAGCUGUACAGAGAUACCAGAUAUAACAAAUGAAACUGGAUUAAAACGACAUACAACCGAUGAGACAUUGCAUAGAUUACUCAACAAACUAGAGAUUCAACCAAUUGAUGAAUCGACUGGUAUCAUCAACAACAACAGUCACUUGCCACUCACAACUGAUGAUCUUCUCACACCCGAACCCAGAUCACCACGUGGUGGACCACAACAACAAGUAGCAGCAGAGGAAGAAUCAACAGACGACGAUGAAGAAUCAGAGUCAGAUGACGAGGAGGAAGAAGAAGAAGAAGAGCCAGCAACAACAAACAAGGCUGGAUACCAACAAGACGAGGUCGCAUUAUCAGAUGAAGGUGAACAAAUAGAGGAUCCAGAUCCAGUCGACUUUAACCCCGACGAUUUAAACGAUCAAAAGAGAAUGACAGAGAUUCACGAGCUCAUAAGACAAAGAAACACAAGACAACGAUACCAAAGAGAACAAAAACUCAACGAUAUGUUUGAUCGAAUCACCAAGGGUGCUCCUCCACCAUACAUCACACCAACAAAGUUUGAAAAACGUAGAAAGAAAAAGUAUCCAGAGGACCAAGACGAGGAAGAGGAGGUGGAAGUGUCAGAAUCAGAUACAAGCCUUUCAUCAAGUCUAAAUGAUUCAGUCAACCUUUUAUCUUUAAAUCCUUUGGCUCCAAUUUUAGAAGGUCAAAUUUUAAAUCCAUCAACAACAACAACAACAACAUCAUCAUCAUUUGUAACACCAAGAAAAUCAGAAAAGAGAAAAGAUCCACCACCACAAUCUCCAUUUGCACUACCACCACCAUCUUUAACCAAAUCCUCUUUAGAAUCUCUUUCCAUUUCAAAUGGCAGUAUUGGAGAAACAGUUCUUUUCAAAAAAUUGUUUUCAAACUCUAGCUCAAUUCACAAGAAAAUGAGAGAGAAAAUGACGGCUGUCGCCAUUUUAAAUGCAAAGGAAUUAUUAAAACAUGACAAAGAAUCAAACAUUAAUAUCAUUCUCAUUUCAUUAAUGAGAUUAUCUUUAUUUGCAUCGUCCAUUGAAUCUAAUGCUCCCAAAGGUACUGAAAAAGAUAAAUUUCAACAAUUAUUAAAUUCAGAAAAUGGAUUAUCAAAUCAAUUUUUAAAGUGGAAAGCUACAGAUGUCAUUAAAUCCUAUCAAUCAGUUAGCACUGAUCAAUGGUUGUCGGCGACUUCACAUACCAAGAAAAAAUUGGUUCAUGUACAUUUGAUGAAUCAAAUCAUUGUACCAUUGUUUGGAGUGCCAACUAAAAUUCUUGCUGCAUUGGCUGAUAUUCCUAGCAGUUUCACCAGUCAAGCUACUGGAAUAGAUACUUUGGAAAAGAUUAUCACCUACAUGACAGAGCAAAAGAAACUGUCAACGCCAGAAGAAACCCAACUCUUCAAGUCUACACUUGUCAAAGUGUACAGUAUCCUUUCAGCUCCUCCUCCACCAAAUCAUCUACUUGCUCGAUUCACUUCAUCAGAAAUCCAAUCAAUUAUUAAUAAUCGUUCAGAAAUCUCUGGUAAACUUAAAACAAUUGUCAAAAAUCAUGAUCCUCCAAAACAACCUCAACCUCAGCCUCAACAAACACAGCAAUCUCAACCACCUCAACUUCAACAACCAGUCAUUGUUCAACCUAUUGUCAAUUCCCAACCACAACCUAUUGUUCUUCCUCAAAAAACAGCUACUGCUACCACUACUGUAGCACAGCCCGUUGAACAACCUCAACAAAAGGCAAUGACUAGACCAGACACAGCAGCUUUCCAACAACCAGCUACAAACACAACACAACAACCAGUCGUUAUUCCUCAAAGUCAACCUCCUCCCCCUGCUCCUAUUCAACCCCAAGUUCAACCUAUUAUUCCACCCCAAACAACCACUACUACAGGACAACAACAACAACCAAAUAACAAAAAAUCAACUACCAGUUCUAUAAAUACAAAUGAAUUUAUGCAAUCAACAGAAAAAUCACUUCAAGAAUUGACGACUGAUCAAGCAAAGAUUCAAUAUCUUUUGCAACUAGUCUCAAAACAACAAGCACAAAUCCAAUUGACACAAAACGAAAAUCAAAAGCUUUCAACCCAAAACCAAAUGCUCUAUGACAAUAUCGAUAGAUUUGCAGUGUGGCAAAGAAAUGUUAAAACCCAAUAUGAACAAUAUGCAUCAUUCAUGUCCCAUUCUAUGAUGUUUUCUCUCAACAACCCAAAAAAAUAA